AGUAAGAAAUGACAAUUCAUUGUCGUUUGCGUCGCGACGCGGAGGAGACGAGAGUCAGAGGGAGACACGGGGACGAAGACGACGAAGCCGACGGGACCUUCGAUGACCGGCGUCUCGGACCUCGCAUGAUUCGAUCCCUCCCUCUCUCUCCAACCAUUUCAUGCGACGAUCGAAUGCCCGCAAAGCCGGGAGCAACAAGAAAUCCGCCGCCGCUGCUGCCGCUGACGACCAACGCUACAGUACCAAGACCAACGGUGACGGCCGCAGCAUGGAUCCGAUCAAGCUCCAGCUCCGCCCCAACUCCCGAUCCACCAACCUCUUCUCUCGAAACCCUAAGCAAGCUCCCAAAUCGAACCUCUGCCUGCUCUCUUCGGUCCUGCUCGCGCUCGCUCUCGUCCUCUGCUACGCAUUCCUCCUCCCUAGCGGUUUCUCGAUCUUCGCGAGGAGGAAGUACGCGAUCGUGAUCGACGGAGGCAGCACGGGUACGCGGAUACACGUCUUCAGCUACGGAAUCGGGAUUGGGAACAAUGCGGCGUUUGAUUUCGGGCGAAACGGGCUGGCAUCGUUGCGGGUUAAUCCGGGCUUGUCGGCGUACGCGGAGGAUCCGGACGAGGCGGGCGCCUCACUGGCCGAGCUGGUGGAGUUUGCGAAGCGGAAGGUACCGAGAGAACUCUGGGGAGAGACCGAAGUUCGGCUAAUGGCGACGGCUGGGCUGCGGAUGCUCGAACGGCGAGUCCAGGAUCGGAUCCUCGACUCGUGCCGGAAGGUUCUUGGCGUGUCUGGAUUCCAGUUCCAGGACGAGUGGGCUUCGGUUAUUACAGAAGCUCAUUUUUGGGUUGCAUCAGGUUCUGAUGAAGGGGUGUAUGCUUGGGUGGUUGCUAAUUAUGCACUUGGUGCUCUUGGGGGUGAUCCACAGCACACUACUGGUAUUAUUGAACUUGGAGGGGCUUCUGCUCAGGUGACCUUUUCUUCAAGUGAGCCAUUACCUCCUGAAUUUUCACGAACUGUGAAAUUUGGAAACAUCACAUACAACCUCUACAGCCACAGCUUUCUUCAAUUUGGCCAGAUUGUUGCAUUUGAGUCAUUGAAAGAACUACUUCUUUCUGAAGAAAAGAAUUUGGCUGACGAGUCUCUACAGAAGGGGAUGUUAGUUGAUCCUUGCACUCCAAAAGGGUACUCUCAUCCCGAGCCAUUGAAGCUCUCACCAGGUUCAGUGGAUGAUAAAGAGAGAUUCUUGUCCACUUUUGAUUCUAAGGGCAACUUCUCAGAGUGCAGAUCUGCUGCCUUUAAACUAUUACAGCAGGAAAAAGGUACGUGUUCUUAUCAGCAAUGCUACAUAGGAUCAACUUUCACGCCCAAGCUUCAGGGGAGAUUUCUUGCUACAGAGAAUUUUUUCUACACAUCAAAGUUCUUUGGAUUGACACAAAAAGCAGUCCUUUCUGAUUUGAUGUUGGCUGGGGAACAUUUUUGUGGAGAGGAUUGGUCAAUCUUGAAGAAGAGACAUCAUUCGCUCAAUGAGGAAGACUUGCUCCGCUACUGCUUCUCUUCAGCUUAUAUUGUAGCCUUCCUUCAUGAUAGUCUUGGAAUUGCUUUGAAUGAUGAUCGGAUAGCAUUUGCUAAUCAGGUAGGGAGUGUCCCUCUGGAUUGGGCCCUCGGAGCUUUCAUCUUGCAGACCACAGCUGCUGCAGAAGCAGAGAAGCCCAACUGGCCCUUCACCAUUCUUAUUCAUGAUUCGCCCAUCCUACUCUCAUUAGUUGCUAUUCUGAUAAUAUCCAUGGUUAUCUCAUGGACCUUAUCAAAGUGGAGGAAGCCUCAAGUAAAGACAAUUUAUGAUCUAGAGAAGGGACGGUAUAUAGUGACUCGGUUGAACAGGUGUUGAUUGUUUCCUUAGAGGAACUAACCAUCUUCUGCAUCCAUUCAAUCGGAAGAAAUGAGCCGUGACUGUGCAGCACCACAAUUUGUCGGUGUCUUGCUUCCACAUUUUUCAGCCUGAAGUGACUCUCUGGGGGCUGAACGGGGCUCUCAGAUUGUAUAUAGUAGGAUCCUUGCAGGGAUUGUGCAAUGACAUCUUUAGGAGGUCGAGCAUCCUUCAUGUCCUAUACCAUUCUUUCUUUCCUUUUACUUUGGGUGCAUAGGGAAAUAUUUAGAAAGCUCAUCCUGGUCACAGUCACACCACCAAACAUCACCCUUGGAUUAGUGCUUUGUUGUGAAGUAGUAGAAUUUUCUGGCAACUUGGGCCGCCAUAUCUAUCAAUGUAUCACAAAAUGUACACUUGGCUUGAGCUUUAAAAUUAUACCCUGAAUGCAGUUCUCUCCUCUAUUUGGGAGGCAUA
Rhodamnia argentea is the source of this 2332-nucleotide messenger RNA. RefSeq names its product probable apyrase 6. NCBI's taxonomy places the organism in Eukaryota, Viridiplantae, Streptophyta, Magnoliopsida, Myrtales, Myrtaceae. Gene Ontology annotation, cellular component: membrane. Gene Ontology annotation, molecular function: nucleoside diphosphate phosphatase activity. The transcript has 8 exons. The record is from RefSeq and is a predicted model, not a curated record. Gene Ontology annotation, biological process: nucleoside diphosphate catabolic process. Bases 161 to 1879 code for a protein of 572 amino acids.